UUUUAAUGCUCAACAUGACUAACUCGAUAUUUAUUAAGCAUGAUCAGAAGAGGAAAUAAUUUUAUCGAUUUUAUACCAAAAGAAAGAAGGAAGUCAGGCAUAGAAAAAAUGUCUAAAUGAAUGUUAUCAGCGCAGGGAAUUUGGAGUUGACUUUGUUUCUUGAUAUUUCUCUCAUGGCUCUUAUUCAUCAAUGAUUUCCUCAGAUGUUGAUUAAGUGUAACAUCCAGUUUUGUUAAUAAUCUCUGGAACCAUGAAUUUGACUAUUGCCAACAGUAUCGUCUAAUUGUUUUUCUUCCCUUGUUAACUUUUCUUUAUUUUCCCUUUUCUUGUUUUGGUUAUUACUCUUCCUCCUUUUCUCAGUGUUUAUAUUGUCCACUUGUGUUCAUCAAUUGUUUGAUGUAACCCAUUGAAAAGAGACGAAAUGCAAUUCCAAUUGAUUCAUUUCCUCAUCUUUCUUCUAACCCUAAACCUUACAUCAUCAAAGCAUCGAUCACACAAAUUGAAUUGUCCAAUAACCAAAAAAUGUCCAGUCCAUAAACACAAAAUUUGCGGAUCCGAUGGUAAAUUAUAUGAUUCACAUUGCCAUCUGAGGAAAAUAUCAUGUGAAAAAGGGAUUCAAUUGAGACCAGUCCAUCCAGAUCAAUGUGAUCCCAAUGAGGAUAAUAACAACAUAGAAUCAUCUCCGAUCGAUGAUUGUGAACCUAAACAGUAUGACUUGAUGAAACAACAAUUGUUCCAGAAAGCUGGCAAUGAUGUUUCGUUACUGUUCACACAAUUAGAUGAAAAUAAUGAUGGAUCAAUCAAUAUAAAUGAGCUUUGGCGUAAAUCAGCUUUAUAUCGGCCUGGUGUCAAUUCACCUUGCAUUUUAACAGAUUUACUUCAACAUGAAGACAAAAAUCAAGACGAUUUCCUUGACUUUAAUGAAUUUCAAACUGCAUUCAACAAUUUAUUUACAAUCACAAUGGUUACUUUGGAUCAAUCGCUUGCAGUCAACACAAUUCAAGCUCAUCAAGGAGACAAUGUUGAGAUACGUUGUGAUAUUGUUGGAAAUCCUCAGCAACCUGUAAUAAAAUGGCAUCGACACAAUGUCGAUCUCAACACUUUACAACUUCCAAAUGUCAAGGUUUUCAGCGAUGGUUCGCUGUAUUUGACCAACGUUCAGGUUCCAUUAUCCGGGAAUUAUACUUGUUCUGCUGAAAACAAUCCCAUUAUCAAACAAAUCCAUAUUCUUCAUGUUAUUGUUCCACCGAUUGUUGAGGUAACCCCACAUUUCCAGUGGUCAGCUGUGGGUGGUAAAGCAUCAAUUGACUGCCAAUAUGAAAGUUUGGAUGAAGAGCUUGAGAUAUCUUGGUACAAAAAUAAUGAAAUGUUGGAGUCUAAUGAGAGAACCAGUUUAACCCAAAAUCGAACCAGAAUAACUAUAUCACAGUUAACCCGAAGUGAUACUGGUGCUUACUCUUGUAGGGUAACUAACAGAGGAGAUGCUGCUUUAGGUCAAGAUAUAAGUUCCCUCCUUGUCCAGGAUGAUCCUGUUGGUCCACCUUCCAAUCUAAAGUAUAAGCAAAAGCUUUGGGUCUUCCAUAGCAAUGGAGUCAGUGUUUUUACUGAAGGAUGUUCAGGAUUAUUGCAUGAAAUGGAUGGUCGAGAUACUAUUCCGCUGAAUGGAUUACCUUUGUGUGGAUCACAGGCACUUCGUGGAGAGCCGUGUAGCUGGUCUGAGAAUGCGGUUAUAUCCAAUUCAAAGGUCUACAUUGGACAACCUGAUAAUAAUCGAGUGAUUGUUUUCCACACUCAACAAUUGAAUGUUGUCCAUGUUAUUGGUACUGAUCCACGACCGAGCUACCUUUGGCUGGUUCGCAGUGAAGUUGAAGAUAGCAUUUGGUUACUUAAUUCUGGUGAACCAAUGGAAAUGACUGGUAAAAUGUCAAAUGAAGAGUCUGGUUUUGGUUGGGAUUCGGGUUCAAGGGAUCAACAAAAACACAACAAGAAAACAAUCCAAAUAAUAAGGAUAACCCAAUCUGGACGUAACCAUAAUGUUAUUCAUCUUCAACCAAUUGAUGGACAUUUCGAUUUAGUUUAUAAUCUUUUCAUUCCUCAACCAUCUACAAUUCAAAUUCAUAAUUCUCAUGAUACUGCAAGGUUUGCCUAUGUAACUCAUUGGGAUGAAAGGACACUCAUCAAAAUAGAUAUGGAACAAUUUCGUUAUGUCAAAACAAUCAAUUUAGCUGAUUGUCAACCAAUUAACGCUGUUUUCACCGAUUAUGGUUUAGCCAUUUUACAAUGUCAAACUCCAGUUACUCAUCAACUUAAUGGUCAACUGAUUUUGGAUCAAUUAACAGAUUCAAUUAUAUCUUAUAAUGCUCAUAUUAAGGCUCAUCGUUCAUUCCUAUCACCUAACCAUCAAUUUUUGGUCAACAUAUUCCAUAAUUCAUCAUCAACCAGUCCAGUAUCAACAACAAUUAUUGUUCAAAAAGUCACAGCAAAUGGUUUAGAGUUUCUGUACGAUGUCCGAACAACUCUUUCAAUAGUAAAUUGCGAUUUUGUUUGGAAAAAUGGAAACUAUGACGCUCUUUUAGCAUCAGGAACAAUUAACCGAGAAGACCUUCUCUAUCUUUCAUUAAUCGAUGGUCGAGUUGAACUGAUAAGUGGCAUUGGCCGUCCCACUAAAGGAUCUCAUCGAUCAAUGGCCGUGUCUAAGAUCUCGGCAACUGCAGCCAUAACCUCAUCGGAAAGUGUUUUUGUUGUUGACCUCAACAGCAAUAUGGUACAAUGUGAAACACAAGAGCAUCGUCAAGAACCUUCAGUCUUAUUGUGGACCUAAAAGUUCAAAGACAGUUGUCUUUCAGAUAAAAAAUGACGGAUUGAACCCAAAAGUUGAUCCAUUUCUGUGAACCAGGAAAAUGAUUUUGAAUCCAAUCUGUUUGUUAAAAGACAUAAUCGUUGGGCUUCAAAUUUUAUGGACAAAACUGUACAAAGAAACGGUUUCAAUAUUGUUUGAUAUUCAAGUCUAUAGUCAACUUUAACCUAAUAAUCAUCAUCUCACUAUUAACAUCAUCUCAAGACACUUUGAUACUUAAAUAAUCUUCAAUGUUAAAUCAGUCAAUAUAUAAUACAUAUAACAAUCAAAGGAUAUAUUUUUGAAUCAAAACAAAUCAUCUAUCAAAUGAAACAAAAAUAUUUAAUUCUAAUAGUUUGCCAAUGGUAAUUACACUUGGAUUGUAAACCUAAUUUAGUUUUUAGUUGUUUCUGUUUCUCCUUUUUAUAUGUAAAUUGUCAAGUUAUCAUCAAAUUUAAACAUGAAAAAUCCUUGAUAAAGGAGCAUAAAUUAUUAUUAAACAGCUGAAAUAAAAAUAACUAUCAACAGCUACUCAAUAUAUCUCGAUAUGAUGGAAAGGAUCAAUUGAAAUUAUGGUUAUGGUACUUUAUAUGAUUAAAGAUUGACGGUAAUUUGAUGGAUGAUUGUUUCACCAAAUUAUCUGAAUCUGUUCUCGGAAAGACGGGUUUGGCCAUGGAUUGAUGCAAGUAUCAUGAGAUAUACAUGCUCUUCCUCUUAAUCUUCACAUUCAUCAUCUUCAUAUUAAUCCUCAUUAAUCCUUUACUUGUCCAAAAACAUAACUGAAAUUGUUAUAACAUAACAAAACAUUUUCACUCUAUUUAGAUCAUUUAUUGGUAAAAAA
Molecule: messenger RNA, 3677 nt
Organism: Tetranychus urticae (two-spotted spider mite)
Lineage: Eukaryota; Metazoa; Arthropoda; Arachnida; Trombidiformes; Tetranychidae
Product: follistatin-related protein 5-like
Biological process (GO): synapse organization; homophilic cell-cell adhesion
Cellular component (GO): neuronal cell body; plasma membrane; axon
Molecular function (GO): axon guidance receptor activity; protein binding
Source: RefSeq, a predicted model, not a curated record